This is a messenger RNA of Camelina sativa (false flax), 1092 nucleotides long. RefSeq lists its product as uncharacterized. Lineage: Eukaryota; Viridiplantae; Streptophyta; Magnoliopsida; Brassicales; Brassicaceae. The record is from RefSeq and is a predicted model, not a curated record.
UUUUAUAUUUUUGUUAACUGUAUAUAGAAGUCCCUAUAAAUCUCUGUCGUUAUCUUCCCUCACUCCACAUAAUUGACUGGUUUCUUGUCGUCAAGUUUUGCAUAUAAAUGGAUGUGCUGUGCUCGUAUAUGCAUUCUUCAGUUCACUAACAAAAUCAUAUUCCCGCAACAAAACCAAACAAGAUAACUGUUCUGUGUAACGAAUACAACACAUGGGAAACCUCAAGUCUCUCGCUCUCUUGGCUUUGCUUUUCUCUCUCUCCCUCGCUGUUUUUGCGGACACAUCCACUGAUGCCACACAUGCUAAGGAUGACGUGAAGCCAAGUACUGAAGCAACCGAUGGUGUAGAGCCCCAGCAAGGCUGGUUUGGUGGUGGUUGUAGGUACGGAUGUUGCGGUGGUUGGUGGGCUGGACGUUGCAGAUACUGUUGCAGCAGUCAAGCCGAGGCCAACGUUAACGAGGUUGUGGAAACUGUAGAGCCACAGCAAGGCUGGAGUGGUGGUGGUUGUAGGUACGGAUGUUGCGGUGGUUGGUGGGCUGGACGUUGCAGAUACUGUUGCAGCAGUCAAGCCGAGGCCAACGUUAACGAGGUUGUGGAAACUGUUGAGCCCCAGCAAGGCGGGGGUGGUGGUGGUUGUAGGUAUGGAUGUUGCGGUGGGUGGUGGCGUGGACGGUGCAGAUACUGUUGCAGCAGUCAAGCGGAGGCCAAGAAGGUUAUGGAAACAGUUGAGCCCCAGCAACGUACUGGAUGUAGGUUAUACGGUUGCUGUGGAAGCUUUACAACUGGACGGUGCACUGCUUGUUGUUCCAAGCCGAUGGCCACGGAGAAAGUGAAGAAGAAGGAAGAAGCUAAGCCAUGAUUUGGCGUAUAACACAAACCCUCUAUGUUUGUAUGCAUGCAAUGCAUGGUCAAUUACCGGUACGUACGUAUGUCAAAAUAAAAGAAAUAUAGUGCUUAAUCCUAGGAAGGUACCUAGAGCUCGAUCAAUAAAUAAAUAAAAGUCGUUGGUUCAUAUAAUUAGGUAUUUUGUUAUGUACUCGGCUUUUCUCGUGGAUGUUAUAAAUAAUAACAACCGUUUUAAUAUCAAUCAUG